This is a messenger RNA of Bombus pascuorum, 5173 nucleotides long. RefSeq lists its product as uncharacterized. NCBI's taxonomy places the organism in Eukaryota, Metazoa, Arthropoda, Insecta, Hymenoptera, Apidae. The transcript has 11 exons. The record is from RefSeq and is a predicted model, not a curated record. Bases 474 to 3134 code for a protein of 886 amino acids.
GGUAGAGAAGAGUAACAAGUGGGGAGCAGAACACCUGGACAACUUCCUGCCAGGGAGUAAGCACCUCAGUCUUCAGGAAAGAUCGUUUCACGUCGGUCGUUCGAGUCCACGAUAUCUUAGAAAGUUACCUAUCACCAAAGAGAAUACGUAUCUUCAUCGAAAGAAAGAGAAAAAAGAAAAGAAGAAAAAAGAGCAGGAAGGAACUCGCGUCCCGUCCGGAACAGUUGUACUUUUGGAACAGUUCCGGUUCUCAGUCGGUGUUCAACCGGAAACGAUCGCGAAAUGACGUUAGCCUCGCGGUACGUUCGGUGAACUCGCGAAUUCGAAAGUGACCUUUUUUUGCUGGAUUAACAACAAGAUCGCCAGUCGGUGUGAUACCAAAACAGAUUCUUCGCUGAUCGUUGUCGCGAAGAAACGAUUAUCAGCUGAUCGUUCGUGGCCAGAGUUGACUGGAAGAAGCGGAUUACGAAGGCAUGGAAAGGACAGCUGUGUUUCUUCUGUUUGUCGUCGGCUUGGCUACGCGAGGCUGCAACGGUGCCGGAUGCGGUUACCCUGGGGCUCCUGCACACAGUAGCGUUCGGUUCACAGGAACAGGUGCCGAAGACGUUAUAGACGAAGAGGAUGCCCUUCUAAAGGACACGAUAUUGCCCGAGGGCACAGUGGCUACGUAUUCUUGCGAACGAGGGUUUGAACUCCUCGGUCCUGCGCGGAGACAGUGUCAGGUUGAUGGCUCUUGGACACCGGAAGGGGUUCCAUUUUGCGUGCUAAAUGUUGCCGGAGGUAAAGCUCCUAUGCAAUCAAGCAGCUCAGAUGGUGGAAUCCCGCAGCGUGCUGUCGAUGGCAGCAGUGGACAAAUUUAUACCCCUCAAACUUGCACCCUUACAAGACCAGAGCACAGGCCGUGGUGGUACGUGAACUUGCUCGAACCAUAUAUGGUGCAACUCGUGCGGUUGGAUUUUGGCAAACCAUGUUGCGGUGAUGGUAUACCCGGAACAAUUGUUGUUCGUGUGGGAAACAAUCGGCCGGACUUGGGAACGAAUCCAAUUUGCAAUCGUUUCACCGGUCCCCUCGAAGAAGGGCAACCUCUUUUUUUACCCUGUAAUCCGCCUAUGCCUGGAGCUUUCGUUUCCGUACACUUGGAAGCAAAUACACCGGCACUAGUUCCAGUGCAACUUUCAUUGUGCGAGUCCUUCGUGUACACUGAUCAGGCUCUUCCCAUCGAGAGGUGUCCACAAUUUAGAGAUCAGCCACCAGGUUCGACAGCAACCUACAAUGGAAAAUGUUACAUAUUCUACAAUCGCCAACCGAUGAUAUUCCGAGAAGCAUUGGCAUUCUGUCGUGCACGAGGUGGUACUUUAGUGGAUGAAAGUAAUCCUGCGUUACAAGGGUUUAUUUCGUGGGAACUAUGGAGGAGGCACAGGAGUGAUACUUCGAGUCAAUAUUGGAUGGGUGCAGUAAGAGAUCAAAAGGAUCGUACGAUUUGGAGGUGGACAGGAAGCGGCGACGAAGUUUCUGUUUCUUUCUGGAGUCUACCUCAAGGCAGCGAAGAAGACUGCGCCCGAUAUGAUGGUAGUAGAGGAUGGCUUUGGUCUGAUACCCCUUGCACAGCUCGAUUAAAUUUCAUCUGUCAACACCAACCACGAGCGUGUGGUCGACCAGAACAGCCUCCGAAUUCCACGAUGACGGUGACCACAACAACAGAUCGGAAUUCCGGAAGCGCAUAUGAAGUUGGCGCGACGGUGGAUUACACUUGUAACGCCGGCAGCCUUCUUAUAGGACCGUCGACUCGUACAUGCCUCGAUACUGGCUUCUACAACGAGUUUCCACCGGUGUGCAAAAGCAUCGAGUGCGGUUAUCCAGCGAACAUAAAACACGGAGGUUACACACUUAUCAACAAUACCGUUAGUUAUCUCAGUCAGGUGCUUUAUUCCUGCGAUGAAGGAUACGAGAUGACUGGUCGUGCAAGACUGACAUGCGAUAUCGAUGAGCGCUGGAACGGACCGCCACCACGUUGCGAGCCAAUUCUGUGCGAUCCUCCUGCUCCUGUUCCACAUAGUUAUAUUCAAAUCGAUGAAGUCGACGAGACCGAGACAGUACCAUCGAAAACGAACUUCAGUCGAAGUCUUCUCGUAGGCAGUAUCGUUACAUACACUUGCGAGAAGGGUUAUAGACUUUCUGGCUUCCGACAAAUAUUAUGCUUGCCUACUGGCUUAUAUGAUCAUGUCGCACCCACUUGUACGGAAGAACCACGUACCACCGUGACUGUAUCUUCCCGAACAACCGUGCGACCAACGACCAGCAGAACCCGACACACAUUCCUACCACCUCGAGUUCGAACCACAACAAUCUCGACGACCACAACCACAACCACCUCUGUGCCACCACGAAGAGUGGCUAGCACCGCCGAAUUACCCGCGACGGUUCGGGAAACCAUAGCAAGGAAACCAAAUAUUGGUCUUCAGAGACCAGCACCGCCUCCGUCGCCACCUUUGAACGAUGACACCAACGAUCAUCCUCAGGACAAUGAAAUUUCUGGCAGUGGAGUAGACAAUGCUCAGGCUGGCAUUGGAACUGGUGUUCCUGAACCUUCUGGACCUUUCAGGGUGGACAACGCCGACCAGUCGAGUAACACUCAUCAAGCAAAAUUAAAUCUAGGCGCGGUGAUCGCCUUGGGUGUCUUCGGUGGUUUCGUAUUCCUUGCUGCUGUAAUCACCACCGUUGUAAUACUCAUACGCAGAAAUCGCGGUAGAAGCAGCAAGCAUUACCGACACCGUGCAUCUCCAGAUUGCAAUACCGUGGCCAGCUUUGGAAGCAGUUCCUCUGAGAGUCGAGGAGGACUGAAUCGAUAUUACCGUCAAGCUUGGGAAAAUCUGCAUGAGACGGCCGGUCAUAAGACCAAUCAUCCUCCUCUUCGUCGCAAGGAGACCCUGGAUGAACCAGGAUACCGAGAAAAUUACCGUGGCAACAACACCGAGAGAGAUGGUUCAGAAUUAGUUGUGAGCGAUGUAGCCACGUACCCGUCUAACAAGCACGCCAGCAUUUCUGACAAGAAACGCCAUCAUCAUCAUCAUCAUCAUCACCACGGUAACUCUACGCCCGAGUGGAGGCAGUCUCAGUCUCAUCACAGAUACUAAACAUAAAAUCGGUUACCUAGAACCGCUUAUUUUUUUGAGAUUUUCGGUGAAUCGAUUAUUGUGACGAGUCGCGAUUAGAUCACGAGCAAGUUGUAUUUUUUAUGCUGUAUGCAUAUUUUAUAAAUGGUGACGCACUGGAAGAUGGUGACUUUAUGUUAGGAAAUACGUACAAAAUGUAAGGUAAAUUUCCUUCAAUAUAGAGUUUUAAUUUCAGCAAAUGUAUUUUUGAUUAUUUGUUGAAUGUGAAAGAUAUAAUUAAUUGAAUGUUUAUUUGGUAAUAUUUGGAUUUAAAAAUAUUUGUACAGACAAAUUUGUUUACAUAAGUGAAAUACUUCUUGUGUAUGUGUAUUUUUAUAUAUAAGAACAUCUCUUUUUUAUUUCUUCAAUACAGUAGUAUGUGAAUUUUAUAUAUUGAUCUGAUUCUUUAAGAAAAAAAUUAAUGAAUUCAUAUAUUGCUUUAAUUUCAAUUUUAAUUUCUAAAUAACUUUACUUUUUAUAGAAAAGCACAUCUAUCUCAAAAUCUUUUGAGGUGGAUCGUUGACAUUUUCUAUAAUAUUCUAGAUCUAAAUUACACAUAUACAUUUUGAAACAUGUAUAAAAUCUUGUGUUUAAAAUUCAACUAACUGUUUCUAGUAAUUCAGCUAAUUCUAAGUUAGAAUAUCAAAAAUGUAUAUUGUUUUCCAUUUACAAUUCAAAGUUUACUUAGAAGAAUGUAUAUUUAACAUGAAUUAUAAAUCUUUGUCCCAAAUUUUUUCAAGAAAUAUGUAUAUGUAUAUCUAAUAUUCUUAGAACAAUAUUUUGUAGUCAUUUGACGAAGAAAUUAGUAAAAUAAAAUAUUACCAAAUGCAUAUAUAUCAUAACAAACGUUUGACAAAUAUUUAAAAUCAUUUUUUUUAGAAAUAAAGUUUCAUGUGGAUAAAUUUUCUUAUAUUUCAUCUUCUUUUUAGCAUUAAAUCACCAUCCAUCCAUGUAUUCUGCUAUAUCAUUUAUGAAAUAAUUUGUAACUCCAUUUAAAAUGGAAACUUAAAAGAACAUGGUGAACAAUUCAAACGUUGCGUAGGAGAAUUUUUAAGCGUGAUUCAUAGAUAGAAAAACUAAUUCAUCCUACAUUUAUUGUUCUGUUAUACAGUAAAUUAUUUACGACUACCUUGUUACGUAAUGUAAAUACCGUAUACUGCAGUAGCGUAAGUCAAAGAUGAAAGUUGUGAAUGUAGGAGGAUCACGAGUUGAUCGAAGGAUAUGCCAAAAAAAUGAGAAAGUAAUAUAUGUAUAUGUAUAAUUACUGAUCAAACGAAUUCUAAUAAUUUUUAAACGAAUUCGAUACAAACUAUUAUAAGAAUGUUUGAUUAUAAUAGGAUUGACAAUAUUUUAUGAAAAUCAUACGCAUACUCGGUUGAUCAAUAUCUGUAAUGGGCACCUUGGCCUCGCCUUAAAGGAAUCGAACAAACUCAUAACGAAACGAUAUUCGAAGAUGGUACCGUUAAGGAAAGGCCGACGCUAUACAUAUCAGAAUCAAAAUUCAUUUAGUUAUGGUGCUCAUUUUAAGACACUUUGCACUUAUUUAAAUUCAUGUCGGAUCUGUUUUUGCAGAUUUUAAAACACCUUAAUAAAAUAUUUGUGUUUAGUAUUAUUUUAACCAGUUGAACAUCUUUUCUCAUGCUUGUCAAGAAUAAAACAUAUAUAAUUAAUAGAUAUGUAUUUAUUCAUUGACUGACGUAAGAUAUUCGUAGUAAGUUUGUACAUGUAUUUAUUUAAUACUUCAGUAAUCUACAAAAAAUUGUAAUAGUGCCAUUAUGGGCAAACUUGUUUAAUUGUAUCUAUACAUGCAUUCUAGUUGUUUAAACAUAAACACAGAAUGGUGAACACUCGUGUAUCUUCAGUAACUUGUUAUGUACGUACAUAGUUAGUUUUAGUCUUAGUUAUGCACGAAUUGUUUCAACUAAAAAUAUUUAUGUAUCAUAAUUGUUUCACAGAAGUUCAUAAAGGAAAAUACAAAUUGUUCAAAAAGUUAAUAAGAUAAAUUUAAUUCUUUUAAUACA